UAUUAUUAUUGUUUUAUUGAUUUUGUUAUUGUUUUUGAAAUGAUUGAUGAACUGGCGACCGCGACCUUGUCCAUGAUUAUUUUUCGCUGCAUUGUAAUUCUGCUUGCUGCGGUCACGACCUCGAUUUGAAUGGUCAAAAUUUCCUUUCGCUAAGAAUUUUCCGAGAUUUUGAAAGUGAAUUUGUAAGACUUGUUUGGUGAGGUUUGCUUUGAAAAAAUUUGGAUCCGACUUGACAAUUCCAUUCAAUUCAUUAAAUUUAUAUUUCAACUUGACUAAAAAAAAUUUUUUUUUUAAUUAAUUGAUUCUAUCGACCCGUUCCCUAUGUUCACCACGUAACUCGGCAAAUAGUUCAUCACUAUCCAUGGAGAAUCAGACAUAACAAGGAGGAAGCUACAUUUUUCUUACGGUUUCAUACCAAAUCCUGUUGGCUUCUCCUGAUCUUCUUCUCGAUGGCCCAUUCGACUUUCCAAUAUGCAUACAGGAAGGCUCCAUCUCCCAGGAUGUCUGGUACUGACAAGAACUUGGCUUCAAUCUCUGAAGAUCCCAUCUUGGAUUGGCGGUUGAACUAGAAUCUUCUACUGGAGUCACAUACCCAAAUGUUGAUAAGAACCAUAGUCCUCUAACUGUAUCGGACUGGCAGGAUCGCCAUGUGAUGUACCCAGCUAGGGUAGGUUCGGUCAAUCGUUAUACAGUUGAAGGAAUGGUUAAUUAAUACUCUCCAGACUCAUCAAAGGGUAUUUAUUUCUUACUGCACACUGUACUGAUCACAGAUGAAAACUCACAUGAUGUAAUUCAAGAAUGUGAGCAUCAAAUGAAUGAAUUACAGACUACUAUUGAAUAAGAUCAUUCUUACUAUUUUAUGUAUCUAGCGACAUGAUAUAUAUUUACUAUUUAUAUUGUAUAUUCACAACAACCUUGCGAGUUGAUAAAUACAACACGAUCGACAAGGGUAAAUAUAGUAAAUAUAUUUAUAUUUUAAGAUGGUGUUUGGUUAUACGGACCUUGUCGUCUCAAGUAUGAAAAUAUACAGGUUCUUCAUACUGAUACAUACUACAAAUAUUUUGGGGGAUAAAUCUGUAUAUAUUGUAAUGUAAGAGGUUUAUAGCAUCUCUUUGAAAAUUUUAGAUCUCUUAUGUGUUCUGAAUAUCAUGUUCCUGGAAAACCAAAUGGAAUUCAGUUCUGAAAAUUGGCAUGAGGUGGGUUUGGCAAGUGACCUAUUUGGCUCGAAUAUUUUCAUUGUUCAUGCAACUUCCUUUCAUGCCGGAAGUUUGACAUUACUUCGUUAUUUCAAACAGAUCACCCUAUAUAUUUUCAAUGAAUCGGAUUUAAUGGGAAUUCGAUUCUGAAAAUUGGCAUGGUUAUUACCUUACAAGAAAUAACGUUCUCCAAACUCUCAAGAUAUACUACUAUUAUAUAACCAUCAUAAAUGCUUAGAUUCUUGAUGAUAUAUAAGUUUCUAUAUUCAUCCUAGUAAUGGUCAAAAAAGAAAGCGCUAUCAUUAAGAUUUGUCAUUAGACUAUCGUUUUGCAAUAAUUGAAUUCUUCAUCAUGAUGAUCAUACUCAAUCAAUUGCUUCUGCGACUUGAGAGAGAGUAGUCGAAAUGCAGAAGAAUAAUCAAGGGAUCCAAGCUAUUGUUUUUACAAGAUCACUUUUGCAUCUGCAAGAUUUGGGUUUUAUAUCUAAAGAUGGUGAAGAUUUACCUUCGUUGCUUCAAUCUCCUUUCUUUCUAAUUUGUGUGUUCAUGAUGUUGGGUAUAAUCGGCGAUCUGUAUCAGCGUUAUGAUAGUAAGUGACAGCUUUCCACAUAAAUUAGAUUAAUUCAAUUCCAAAUUCCAUAAGAAAUCAUGGAUGAGUCUGAAACAAUUUGGGAUGAUGAAUGAAAAUGAUGCACCACUAAGUAUAACGAGAUCUUUUUCAGGAGAAAGUAUAACAGAGAUCUUCAAUAAUCUGGUCUUCCUGAUCAGCUUAGUAUUCCAAGCUUCAUUAGCAAUAAUGUUGAAUCUUUGUGGAAAACGAAGUGCAGUAUUCAAGCAACGCAUUAAUCGAUAUAAUUAUGGAGUACCGAAAAAUUUCACGCGGUUGGUAAGGAAGUUAGAAAAUGAAUCAGGUAAAAUAUACUCAUCCAUUAUCUAUGGCUAUUUGGCUUUCACGGUGAUGAAUCUCAAAAUAUACCAAGAGUGCAGUAAAAUGAAAAACGAAGAAGAAGAUACAAGGCUUUACUUCUGCGGUGUAUACAGCCGAACUUGGUAUCCUAUACCAUUAGAUUUUGUCCCUGUGAAACACAUCCUUCUGGUUCUGCAAGUUAUGGAAUUAUUUUAUUUUAUUCCAAAGGCAUCCACUGCGAUAGUGAUUUUCCAUGGAAGCGUCGUUCUGAUCGAAGAACGUAUCAAUGAUCUGAAAAGAUUCAUCAGAAGAACUAAGGUGACAGAGUCGAACGCUGAUGAGGUUAAGAACCGUCUUCUGUUUGCUGUGAAGAACUAUGCUGAAAUUGACGAUGCUGUCAAGAACAUGAAUUCCACCUUAGGAUUAAUAUUUUCACCUUUGCAACAUGCUAUUUUACUUGGCCUCUUGGUAUUUCUCGAGUUUCGAAUAAUUCUGGAAAGGAACAUGGAGUCUAUACCUCUGUUGAUUUUCUGGAGUUCUUUUCAAUGUUUGAUCUGUUGGAGAGGACAGUGCCUCGAGAACGCGAGCUCAUCUCUGCAAAGAGAAGUUUAUGAAUUUCCAUGGUAUAAUUUGCAUCCGUCUUCUAGAAGUCUCUUCAAGAUAUUCUACAGACAUGUUCAGCUAACAUUAAAGUUGAGAUCUCCGCCCUUCAUAACUUUGAAUAUGCGAUAUUAUUACGAGGUUAUGAAAGGAUCCUACUCGUUCUUGAUGUUCUUGCAUAGGUUCUGAAGAAGAUCGUGUGAGACGCUAUCCUUUGAAUUUGAACGCAAGAUUAUAUGAGUAGCUACAACAACGAGGAUGGAGUU
Messenger RNA from Harmonia axyridis, 2968 nucleotides. RefSeq lists its product as uncharacterized. Gene Ontology annotation, biological process: sensory perception of smell; detection of chemical stimulus involved in sensory perception of smell. Gene Ontology annotation, cellular component: plasma membrane. Bases 1848 to 2891 code for a protein of 347 amino acids. Gene Ontology annotation, molecular function: olfactory receptor activity; odorant binding. NCBI's taxonomy places the organism in Eukaryota, Metazoa, Arthropoda, Insecta, Coleoptera, Coccinellidae. The transcript is spliced from 5 exons. The record is from RefSeq and is a predicted model, not a curated record.